This is a messenger RNA of Daldinia childiae, 1545 nucleotides long. RefSeq lists its product as uncharacterized. Gene Ontology annotation, cellular component: membrane. NCBI's taxonomy places the organism in Eukaryota, Fungi, Ascomycota, Sordariomycetes, Xylariales, Hypoxylaceae. The transcript is spliced from 6 exons. The coding region runs from base 1 to 1545 and encodes 514 amino acids. The record is from RefSeq and is a predicted model, not a curated record. Gene Ontology annotation, molecular function: FAD binding; D-arabinono-1,4-lactone oxidase activity.
AUGCCGACUUUUAAUCGUGUCCUCAUCUCUAUCAUCGCCAUUGCGGGCGCUGGUAGCGUCUCGGCUAUCCCGUAUAAUACAUUUGACGGCGAAGGCUUUCCCGCUUGCAACGAUGUCGCCCUCAUCCACAAUGCCACUAGUGUUGAUGACAUCGUCCAGAUAGUGAAGAAUGCUUCUGCCAAUGGAACACCUGUAAGGGCGUCAGGGAAGGGCCAUAUGUGGUACAAUACUAUGUGUUCAGAUAACCCAGACACGAUCAUCAUCCGCACGGAAAACGUAAACAAGAUCUCAAAUCUAGUACUCGAGGAGGGUGCCGAGACCGGGACGGUGGAUAUAGAGGCUGGUGUGACGUUCCUUCAGCUGGCCGAAUAUCUCCACAACAACAGUGCAUCCAUGGGGUAUACAUUAGUUAAUUGGAAUAUCACCAUGGCCGGUGCGGUAGCGAUGGGCGGACAUCGGUCUGCUGUCCGAGAGGAUUCAAUGGUCGCGGCUGGCGUGCUGUCACUAGAUAUUGUCAAUGGAAACGGAGAUAUUGUAACAGUUGCACGCGACGAGACUAAUGACGACUGGCUUGCUGCUUCGACAUCAUUAGGUCUGUUGGGAGUCAUCGUUCGCAUGAAGUUCAAGAUCUACCCGGACUUCAAGGUCUUUGCGAAGCAAGAGACCCUAGAUGAAGAUGACGUACUGAAUGGCGAUAUUUACGGUUUGAUCGCUCCUUAUGCUACAGCCAACUUUUGGUGGUGGCCGUACAUGAAGAAGUUCCAUUGGCGAUACUACGACAAGGUCCCGCUCACUCUCAGCACUCAGGAAGGAUUCCAGAAUACCUUCUCUCUCACCGACACCGAGGCCUUUGUCGCGAAAUCCACUUUAGAGAGCGGGAAGUAUUUGGCAACCUCGAACAUGUUCUUCGAAACUACUGCUUUCGGUCUUUGGUCCGCCCCCAACUUUCGCGACAAGAUAACUCAGAAGACGAUCACGGAAUGGCCCAUUUACGGCUGGAACUACGACGUUUUAAUUGGAGGUCUCUAUCCUGAUCAGAAACCUGAGUGGGAGUAUGGCCUGCACGGCUCUACUCUUGAGUUAGCGUUCCCUAUCACACUGGCUAAUAAGAUGCUUAAGCGCGUACGACAAGCAUUUGACGACGAGGCUAAGAAGGGUAUUAUCAUGACGAGCACUUACCGCAGCGGCAUUAACAUCAAAUUUGGGAAACCUUAUUAUGAUUUGUUGGGCCAGGUCACGUACAACACGUCCGACGGGGCCGACUGGACCAAGGGCGCUAUCAUGUUCGAUUUCCCGUCGUUUAAGCCCACCGUCGGCGAUGGAAAGCGUUUCAACGAAGAUUUCUACCCUAAAUUGGCCAAGACGCUCAUCGAUGAAUUCCCAGCCAGGCCCCAUUGGACAAAGAACACGCGCGAGGUUUUUGGUAACGCCACGCAGAAUCUGGACCCGGAUCACCUCAAGAGAUUCAAGGCCGUACGGGAGAAGUUCGAUCCGAAGGGCAUAUUCAAGAGUGUUGUUGGAGAGAUCUUGGGCUUUUAUGACUAA